AUGUACUACCUUGACCAGCUGACGCUUAAGAACAUCAGAAGCUACAGAGACCAGCUUAGUACCAUUGUUUUUUCUCCUAACUUGACGAUUAUUACCGGUCAUAAUGGUGCAGGGAAGAGUACCCUGCUUGAAGCUCUACUAUAUCUUUUGAGUCAGGAAAGACCCGUGUAUGACCGUAUAGAGCCAAAGGUUGCCCCAGAGAACGCAGUAAUGCUUAUGCAAUGUAUUUUGAGACACGAACCAAAUACUUCGGAGGCGAACUCAAAGACAAUAGAAGAUCCUGGUUUUGAGCCCCCUUUAAAGGAGGCCGUUAAUUGCAAGAAGGUUGAUUGCAAGAAGAGUACCAGAGGAAAGAGUGUAAAGGGAAUACCCAUGACAUCCCUGAAAAGCAAUCAGGUGCUUCUUGAACUUACACGAACCAUUAAGCGUGGAGGAGGGGAUAAGGUAAGUUCUACACGGAGAAACAGAACACCCGAUUCUCCUGAGUUAUCCUCUGCUCUGCAACUGUGUGAUGGGCUGUUUCAAUAUUGCCUAAUAUGCAGUGAGACCAAAAGCCACUGGAUGUUCGAGACACCGGAGGAAAUUAGCAAGUCCACUGAUCAAAUACUCAACCUUGAUCGUUUCACCAAGCUAUCCAAAGAGUUCCAUCCGCCCCCAAAGGAGCUGGCUUCUUCCGAGGUGUGUUACACCACAGCACUAAAGGCUGUCGCCGAUCAAGAAGGAGAACUGCACAAGCUUACUAAGGAAAUGGCUAACGAAGAGCAGUGCAGAGACAAGCUGAGGAGGGAACAUGAGUUGCUGACCAUGUUUACUACUGACUUUGCAAGCCUUGCUAAAGCUGGGACUGACCUCUCUAAACUUCUUGGACUUUGUGCUGCAAACAGCGAUCAUCGGGAUAUCGCCAAAGACCGUAAGUCACGUCAGAUGCAAUUGGCCGAGCUUCCUAUUUCUACGCUCCUUUCUCAGAAAAUAUGCGCCAGUGGUGAUAGUCUAGUUCUGUACCUGAAUUUGCGAUCAGAAGAUACUGCACUUGCAGAAGCAUACACUAAUACUCUUAAAGCACACAACAUUUCUGGCUCUCACGUUCAGCUGGACGACGCCAAGAGCAUAUUUUCUAAGCUAGCAAGCGAUUCACUCCUUCAAGAAAGCAUGCUUUUGGCACAAUGGGAGAAGCUUAAAGCAGAAUGUGACCCUCAAUCUAUUCCAAGGUUUGUCGAUAAGUACAGAGCUAUGCUGGCACAGUUGUCAACGAUAAAGAGCAGCCACAGAGAUGUCUACACAGCUGUAGCAACGUCAGAUAAUGUGCACAUUAAUACGAAGCGCAAUCUGAUAGAAUCAUUUUAUCAAAAUAUUAUAGACUAUCCCAGUGGUCUUGAACCCAACGAGAGCCUUGACAAUAUCAGCGGUCUUGAAAGCCUCUGUCUAGAGCUUUCGAUGAUCUGCAUGAAGGUAUCUGCCAUUGACGAUGUAAUUAAUGAUAAUAUAGCACAGAAGCAGCGCGAUCUGGAGGCCAUUAGGGAGUCUAUAGCUGUUUUAGAUAACGCAGUUACUGCGGAAGAGCGUAGCCGCGAGGCCACAUCGAUACUCGUAUCCUUGUCUGGCUCUCUUUCUGACAAGUUAGCUGAGCUUCAGAAUGUUGAAUACGAAGAAAGCUCGAAAAGAAAUAGACUUCAAGAGUUGUCUAAUAGAUGCACUAACCUCAGAACGAGUGCUACGCAACAGCAAAAGGUUCACGAGCGCUUACUGUAUCUUUGUGCCAACCACUACGUGUCAUCAGAAGAAUUAACCAAAAUUAGAGAUACUCUCAGCGGACUUGAUCUUUUAACAUAUCUUCCCGCACUCCUCCUUGUUACGCUGAACCAUCAAAGAAAUCCAGAACAGGAUAUCGGGAGUGCCUGUAGGCUUGUCAUGCUUACGUGGGAAGAAAACUGGACUAAGCUAAAAUCAUGCUUGGAUUGUAUGGGCUACCCCCACAUAGAUAUCUUAACCAAUAUCACUGAGGGAAUCUCGUCUGACUGUUUAACUCUUUUGAACAAUGCCCUUAAUUUUAUUAAUAACAAAAUUAAAGAUUGCAUUGGUAUAGAGCUUAGGUUCUUGUUUUCUACCUCUGACGAUUUGCCAGGAAGCCUUACCAAAAUGGUGAGAAGCGUCUCUGACGCGUUACAAAAGUGGCUUACCACAACGGGGAACAUAAUCACUGUUAUUCCUACACUCCGCAACGACUUUUCUGUUUACAUUAACAAGCGUGCUAAGAUUUCUGAGGAGAUGGCUAAAAAUAUGCUGGUUCUAUUCGAAGGCUUUUUGGACGAAUAUAAACAAGACAUGGCCCAGCAAAAAGCAGACCUUGUCAACGCGAUAGUUUCGGCACUCGGUGCCUUUAGUAAUAUACUACCGAUUGCACUAAGUUGCCAAAAUUUAAACAUACCUUUUGAUAAAGCUCAUGUUGAGCUACUUGAAUUAGAAAAGAACGGACAGGUCAUGCAUAAAAUCAUGCUCGACAACAAUGAGAUAUCGAGCAGUGGUGAUAGAGCAGACGAUACACUCUAUCAGAUACUUUGCGGCGUGCCAACGAAUACGGUAACAUGUGACUCCUUUCCAUUGCUGAUACCUCAAUUGGAGUACCAAUCUGCAGAUUGCUGCACAAUAAUAGAUACAAUUAAUGCAUUCUUUGAUAAACUUAUCCUAGCUGCAAAGGGUUUAGAAAGCACACGUGUCGACUCUGAAAAUGAACUGAAUAGCCUAAGGAUACAGCUUAGCGACGAGGAGAACAGCCUUGUAUUAGUGAAGCAAGAGUCUGAAGAGCUAGAGAGUCGCGCCAGCUCUAUGCGGUUAGAGAUAUCAGAGCUCAAGGAGCAGUUUCUUGCGACGUCUAUUGAUGGGCAGCCGUACAGCAUAAACUAUGCACAGAAACUGGUUAAAGAAGACAUGCAAAUCGGUGAGAAGUUAAAGCAUUAUGGCGAAGAGCGAAAGAAGCUGUCGCUAAAGAUGGACGCAUUGAAAGAGGAGGUCGAUGCGCUGAUUCUUGAUACUACGCAGAUCUCGCUAUCAGAGUCUGCUACUGUGCCUCUUACUCAUGCGGAGUUCUUAGGGAUGAAGGAGGCACUAGAGAAGAUCAAAAAAUCUCCUUCAGCCACAGAGAUUGAAUCCGCAGCAAGCAGCUAUCAGGUAGCACACGACAAAACCCUUUGCUUGCAGACAAUACUAGCUAUUUUGGAAGAGUACGCUAUUGUCGAUGAAUUUCUAUCAAAGCUGCUAGCAUUGUUAGAUAGGGUUCGCUUACAAUUUGCUGGAUCCAUAGAAUACACUUGCUGUGGAGAGCUGCUGAACAUGGUUAAGAGAACAGAGGAAGAGCUCACCAACAAGUGCCAGACGCUUGGGGAUGUGCUGAAUGGUCUUACAACCAUGUCUUCUCUAUAUGAGAGUGCAAGAAGCCAAUCAGCAAUGGAAUUAUAUAAAAAGGAGGGAGUAACAGGAGAACAGAAAAAGCAACAUGAACGACUAAAGGGAGAACUGCACACGGCAGUAGAAAGGUAUGCACAGAGCAAGGCGUCCCUUUUGAUAGUCAAGGGGGCAAGUACGCUUUCAAUACUCAUGCAGCGAACUGUGAAGGAGUUCAAGCACAUGCUUCUGAAAAAGCUGAACAGCAAGCUCCAAUCACUGUGGAAUCAGUGCUAUGCUCGUACAGGAGCCACGAGAAACGAAAUAUCAACUGUACGCCUUGCAAUCACUCAAGUAGGAACAGGCGACAAGGCAAAAGACGUAAUCGAGCUGCAGGCCAUAUGCACCAACCCGGACACCGAUUGUCCUGUGGUUCGCUCGUUUCGAGAAGCAUGCUCGUCAGGGCAACAAGUCCUUCUUUCCAUUCUUCUACGACUAUCUUUUAGUUAUAUUUCCAUGUCGCCCUUCUCAUUCAUUGUGUUAGACGAACCUACAAACUAUCUAGACAAAGAAAACAACAAAAACUUAGCCCACGUGCUGGCUGAUUUUAUAUCUAGCGCACAAAACACCCAGGUUGUUGUCAUCACGCACAGUCUAGAGUUUCGCGAUGCUCUUAUUGCAGCAACUAACAAUACCAAUACGCGCGCCUACAAAAUCUCAAUGGAACCUGGAGGUUCAACAAUUCGAGAGAUUGCAUGGGGAUUGGAUGACGACCUGACCUACUAG
Giardia duodenalis is the source of this 4164-nucleotide messenger RNA. RefSeq names its product putative RAD50 DNA repair protein. Gene Ontology annotation, cellular component: condensed nuclear chromosome; Mre11 complex. Lineage: Eukaryota; Fornicata; Diplomonadida; Hexamitidae. Gene Ontology annotation, molecular function: ATP hydrolysis activity; G-quadruplex DNA binding; single-stranded telomeric DNA binding. The coding region runs from base 1 to 4164 and encodes 1387 amino acids. The record is from RefSeq and is a predicted model, not a curated record. Gene Ontology annotation, biological process: chromosome organization involved in meiotic cell cycle; double-strand break repair; telomere maintenance via telomerase. The transcript has a single exon.